AUGAAGCGACGAAGUGUUACGUUCACGGAUAGCCCGCCUGAGGUCAUCAAUAGCAGAGAAAGUCUUGACAAUAUUUUUGCACCUCUGAGCCACUUUUGGUUGAGUCUGUCGAGACUAGAUCACGGCAAUAAUAAUAAAGAAAGAACUGUUGGUAAUAAAUGUAGCCAACAUCUUGAGCGGUGUUAUUUUUCUCGUUCUGUACCUGAUCUCAAUAAGAAGCUUCAUUAUAUGUCACUUUUACCGAGAUCUCAUACAAAGAAUGUUUCUGGAAAUAGGGUGGAAAAGAAUAAUUUGCAACUCAAACAUAGAUCAAACACUGUUUAUCUAUCGACAGCUGAUUUUGGUACGCCGUUACGAAUGCAGAACUCAUGGAAACAGGUAGCGGAAUCAAUAUGUAAUGCCGAUAGGUCACGCAAAAGUGAUGAGGGUGAAUUUUGCUUACAAGAACGAAAACAAGAAAAUAGUUGUAUACCUUUAUCUGGUGAAGAUCAAAAUAUUACUGUUGUUGUGGAAUCGUUUUCUGAUAAUAUCACUGAUAAUGACAGUGAUGUCUGUAAUACUUAUAGUUUCAUUGUUAACCAGAAGCAUGAAGAUUCUACUACUGAUAAGAAGGAAACAAGUCUGGAGUGCAAUGGUGCAAAGCAUGCUGCUUACGUUGGUGAUAAGGAUAGUAGCUAUAUUACUAGCAAGCAGAAAUAUGCUAUAAACAGCGGAAAAGGUAAAAAUCGAGCAGAAAUUGAUCAUCGAACAGUAACUCGAGAAUUUCUGCAACGCCAUCGUUCUCGUCAUUUAUUAGACUACAAAAAACUUGAGAUGGCCACCAGGAAUGGAACUGCUCUAUCUACAGCCAACAAAAACUGGUCUUGGAAUAAUGUGGAUAGGGUCAGUGGUUAUGGUUAUUCGUCCUUAAACAAACUAUCUCAACAAAAGAGCCUUCAUCGACACCAUUCUACUAACGGUAUCAACAAAUUAUUUUCUAUUACUCGUUCAUCUGUUAUUAAAAAUAUGAGAAUUACUUAUGAGUGGCGACAUUCUAAGAUUUAUUCCAAAGGGCAGCAACGUAUUGUAGAUGGUGAAUUUAUUUUGUGUUUUUUUUCAGAAAUGGCCAAGCACAUAGCUGAAUGCUUGGAGCAGUUUAAUACGGUUUUGGACAAAGUAUUACAAGCUCGUCAGCUGGUAAAUAUAACUUUUCUCAUCCCAUAUAGGUUGAAAAAUGAAAAAAUGUUUCUUGAAACAUCUCCAGAUCUACCCGUAGAUGAUCGAGAAACAAUGUUACGUUUACUCAAUCAAGCUAUGCGAACAGGUCGAAAACGGAUGGAAUGUAGUGAUGACCGUUAUGAUCCUGACGGACGGCAUAGUGAAAGCCCAAAUAGCCUUUUGGGGCAACGGUAA
Molecule: messenger RNA, 1392 nt
Organism: Thelazia callipaeda (thelaziosis nematode)
Lineage: Eukaryota; Metazoa; Nematoda; Chromadorea; Rhabditida; Thelaziidae
Source: the annotation of a GenBank genome assembly